Molecule: messenger RNA, 2106 nt
Organism: Orycteropus afer afer
Lineage: Eukaryota; Metazoa; Chordata; Mammalia; Tubulidentata; Orycteropodidae
Source: RefSeq, a predicted model, not a curated record
UUUGUUGCAGGGGAGCACUUAAGAAUCUGUCCUCAGGAAUAUACAUGCUGUACCACAGAAAUGGAAGACAAAUUAAGUCAACAAAGCAAACUCGAGUUUGAAUACCUUGUGGAGGAGACGAGUCAUUUUGUGCGUACCACUUUUGUGUCCAGGCACAAGAAAUUUGAUGAGUUUUUCCGAGAGCUCCUGGAGAACGCAGAAAAGUCACUCAAUGAUAUGUUUGUAAGGACCUAUGGAAUGCUGUACACGCAGAACUCAGAAGUGUUCCAGGACCUCUUCACGGAGCUUAAAAGAUAUUACACGGGGGGCAAUGUGAAUCUGGAGGAGAUGCUCAAUGACUUUUGGGCUCGGCUUCUGGAACGGAUGUUUCAGCUGAUAAACCCUCAGUAUCACUUCAGUGAGGACUACUUGGAAUGUGUGAGCAAAUACACAGACCAGCUGAAGCCAUUUGGCGAUGUGCCCCGGAAACUGAAGAUUCAGGUCACUCGCGCAUUCAUUGCCGCCCGCACCUUUGUCCAGGGACUGACAGUGGGCAGAGAAGUUGCAAAUCGAGUUUCCAAGGUCAGUCCAACCCCAGGGUGCAUCCGCGCACUUAUGAAGAUGCUGUACUGCCCAUACUGCCGCGGACUUCCCUCCGUAAGACCGUGCAACAACUACUGCCUUAACGUCAUGAAGGGCUGUCUGGCAAAUCAGGCUGAUCUUGACACCGAGUGGAAUCUGUUUAUAGAUGCAAUGCUCUUGGUGGCAGAAAGACUGGAAGGACCAUUCAACAUUGAGUCAGUCAUGGACCCUAUAGAUGUCAAGAUUUCUGAAGCCAUUAUGAACAUGCAAGAAAACAGCAUGCAGGUGUCUGCAAAGGUCUUUCAGGGAUGUGGCCAGCCCAAGCCGGCUCCAGCUCUCAGGUCGGCACGCUCAGCUCCAGAAAACUUUAAUACACGUUUCAGGCCCUAUAAUCCAGAGGAAAGACCAACAACCGCUGCAGGCACAAGCUUGGACCGGCUGGUCACAGACAUAAAAGAGAAACUGAAGCUCUCUAAAAAGGUCUGGUCAGCUUUACCCUACACCAUCUGUAAGGAUGAGAGCGUGACAGCGGGCACGUCAAAUGAAGAGGAAUGCUGGAACGGGCACAGCAAAGCCAGAUAUUUGCCUGAGAUCAUGAAUGAUGGGCUGACCAACCAGAUCAACAAUCCUGAGGUGGACGUGGACAUUACACGGCCUGACACUUUCAUCAGGCAGCAGAUCAUGGCUCUCCGUGUGAUGACCAACAAACUAAAGAAUGCCUACAAUGGCAAUGAUGUCAACUUCCAGGACACAAGUGAUGAAUCCAGUGGUUCAGGGAGUGGCAGUGGAUGUAUGGAUGAUGUGUGUCCCACGGAGUUUGAAUUUGUCACCACGGAGGCCCCUGCAGUUGAUUCCGACCGGAGAGAAGUGGACUCUUCCUCCACCCAGCUAGGCCAUUCUCUGCUUUCAUGGUCUCUCCUCUGCGUCGCCCUGGCACUUCAGAGACUGUGCAGAUAAUCCUAGGUUUUUGAUCAGAUGAAACUGCAUUUUAGCUAUUUGAACGGCCAAUUUACUUCUUUUCUUACACUAUUGGACAAUGGACCAUGCCACAAAAACCUACCAUUUUCUAUGAGAAGAGAGCAGUACUGCAAUCUGCCUCCCUUUUUGUUUUCCCAAAGAGUACCGGGUGCCAGACUGAACUGCUUCCUCUUUCCUUCAGCUAUCUGUGGGGACCUUGUUUAUUCUAGAGAGAAUUCUUACUCAAAUCUUUCGUACCAGGAGAUUUUCUUACCUUCAUUUGCUUUUAUGCUGCAGAAGUAAAGGAAUCUCACGUUGUGAGUUUGUUUUCUUUCCCUCAUUAAAAAAGAAAAAAAAGGUAGAAAAAAAUAAUUCUCCUUGUGAAAUCAAGACAAACCCCAAGAUAACUGAACUUACAACAAACAAGCAAACAAGAGAGAAAAAUUUAAAAAAAAAACUUUAACAUUAUAAAUUUGGCAUUGACAGCCAACUCCCAGGGUAAACGUCUCUGUGACAAAUCAGGUUUACAAAAUGCUUAUGGGGAGAAAAGUUUGAAUUUCUUUUUUAAAUCUAAUGAAAACACAAUGU